AUGAAUUCGGUAGAGCAGCUCCGACAAACAUGGUCUAAGGUGUUGGCAGUACCAGCAUCCGAGAUUGAAGAUGAUGAUUCUUUCUUUGAUUUAGGAGGCGAUUCAGUCAAAGCCAUUCAGCUCCUAUCCGAAGCGGCACAAUCCGCUAUUACUGUCGAUCUGCAAACUUUCUACGACAACUCGACUGUGAAAGACUUCUGGAGUAUCAUCAGCCCACAAGUUCAAGGCAGGAAUGGCUGGGGGCCAAUCAACCGCAGUUGUGAUAAGUUAACCGGCAGAACGGACAAUUGGGUUGGUAGAAAGAAGACAGAUAUCAACCUAGAGACAGUGGAAAGGGCUCUGAAGGAAUUCAACAUAGCACGAGAGUCUGUAUGCCAAAUUGCACCUAUCAGUCCCAUUCAAGGUGAGCUCCAGCACUCGGGAAACGAUGUACCGCAAAGCAUCAUGUUCCGUCUAGAGGUUGCGCUAAUCCGGUUCAUACUGAUAGAAUUCUUUCUUCAUUUGGGCUUAAAUGGCAAUGUCGGUCUUAUCAACUACGUCUACGAAGUUGAAGGGCGCGACCUGAAACAAGGCCUGGCUCAACUAAUCAAGCACCUGGAAGCAAAAAGUCCAAUCUUUCGUACUAUCAUCAUAGAGGAUGACACUGGAAAGUCCACUCAAGUCCGGCUUUCGCACAGCCUGUCAACCUGGGCCUAUCCUACCGACUUGCAGACAUAUCUCGAUGACACCAUGACUGAAAAGCAACGCCUCGGUGCAUCUUCAGUACGAUACAGCCUUGUACUUGGGGAUGAGCGACACCAAGGAAAGAGCUUCUUUGUUAUCAGUUUUGAUCACACGCACUGCGAUGCCUUCUCUCGCUAUCUGAUCGACAAGGAAAUACGUCAGAUACUGGAGCAGCCGGCGGAAUAUUCUAGUCUGCAGAAUCCUGAGCGACCUUGGUAUGGGGAUUUUGUCGAGCACAACCGCGCCCAUAACCACGAUGACCGACUAUCCCAAUACUGGGCAUCGUACAUGAAAAGUGUCAACCUCGCAAAUGUACACCCCCUCAACGAGGCCGUGGUAGGAGGCGAGCUUGAUGGCGAGUUGGUUGAGAUUGUCCCGAUUCCAGUUGUCACUCUGUCACGGAGGACGCGCGGUCAAAUAAAUCCAUCCCAUGUCAUUCUGGCCGCCUGGGCCAUGGCCCUAUCAAAGCACUCUGGUCUCAAGGACAUCGCGUUCGGGCUUGCUCGCCAUGGAAGAUCUUCCGACUCGUUCAUGGACUUGAGUCGAGUCAUGGGCCCGUUGGUAACAGGGACACCGUUCCGUGUGAAACUCGAUGACACCGAAAAAGGAACCGAAAGGUUCCUCAACAAGGUAAAGGAAGAAGUGUUGGAGACGGCAAAAUGGGAGCAGGGGGUUGUUCCAAACAUCCACCCGGACGCUGAGGGCAACUCAUGGGUGCAGUCAAUGGUCAACUUGAAGUCGGAGCUGUACGGGUUUGGAAACGAAUCCUGGACUGCGGAUGAUGCAGAGGCGAACAUUACCGCAAUAAAAAUGAGGAGAGACUUGCAGCAGUAUGAGUUCAAGAGUAAUUGGGCCAUAUUGCUGUCAACCUUACAGAAGCAAGGUCAGUUGCGACUUCGAAUGUACUAUCAAUCGCAGCUCCUUGAUCAUGAUAAGGCGCAGGCAUUGUUCGCCAACUUUAAAUUCUUCAUAGCGGAACUGGCUAAAGGAUCCGAGGAUCCCAUUACGAACUUGUUGGACUCGGAUAGCUAG
Molecule: messenger RNA, 1755 nt
Organism: Fusarium fujikuroi IMI 58289
Lineage: Eukaryota; Fungi; Ascomycota; Sordariomycetes; Hypocreales; Nectriaceae
Product: fumonisin cluster-peptidsynthase condensation domain
Exons: 4
Coding region: 1-1755 (584 amino acids)
Biological process (GO): secondary metabolite biosynthetic process; amino acid activation for nonribosomal peptide biosynthetic process
Cellular component (GO): cytoplasm
Molecular function (GO): phosphopantetheine binding; catalytic activity
Source: RefSeq, a predicted model, not a curated record